Messenger RNA from Neurospora hispaniola, 1302 nucleotides. RefSeq lists its product as uncharacterized. NCBI's taxonomy places the organism in Eukaryota, Fungi, Ascomycota, Sordariomycetes, Sordariales, Sordariaceae. The transcript has 3 exons. Gene Ontology annotation, biological process: polyketide metabolic process. The record is from RefSeq and is a predicted model, not a curated record. The coding region runs from base 1 to 1302 and encodes 433 amino acids.
AUGUCACUUCCCAACGCCCAACCCAUCAUAAUUUCACCGGAGAUCACCCUCCAGCCUCCGCUCACUCGUCGGGGAACGGGACCUGGAUUAAUCCUUGCUGUGCCGCCUGUGGAGCGAGUCGAGUCUGCGAACCGCUUCGCCCUCGAAUAUGGUAUCAUAAAGGCCAAUGAAGACCAAAGCCCAAAAACGCUAGACCCCGGGCCGCUUAAGAAAUGGGCUGAAGAGGGAUACGCAGUUGUGCAGGUCACUUUUGAUGACAUGAAUCCGUCAGUGCACUUUGGGGAUUUGCUUGUGACAGCGCAGGAGGAACUUGAGAAGGUCAAGGAGUGCGAGGGGUCCUUGAUGAAGGUUGGUCUUGUUGUGCACGGGGGAGGCGGCUCCGACCGCAUCGCCUCCGCCCUCGCCGCCAACCCUCGCAUUGUCUCUUGCGUAUACUACGGCCCCUUUAACCCCUUGUGGGCAAGAGAUACCUCAGUCCCCAUUCUCGCGCACGUACCCAGCCCGGUCUUCCAGCGCUCCGAGGGCGAAAUCAAGAUGUUUGGGGAAGAUCCCAAAAAUUUCAAGGCUCACUACUACCCCAACUUGAAGAUGUUCGAUUACUUUGCACUCCCUUGGUGCGUAGGGUUCAACCCAAGCGCCGCCUCCGUCGCCCACACCCGUUCCCUCGCCUUUAUGAAGCCGUUGCUUGGAGGACCUUACUUUGACUUGGAAGCCAUCUGGGACGAGCACACAAAGUACGAGUUUGAGGAUCGCAGCGUUGACAAGACCAUGGCCACCAUGGUUGACCAGCCCUACGUCAACCACAUCCCGACGCUAACGGGUGGCAUUGGGAGGGAAAACUUGACCAAGUUUUACCGGGACCACUUCAUUCACAGUAAUGCGAGAGACGCGAAGUUGGAGCUGGUGAGCCGGACAGUGGGCAUCGAUCGGAUUGUUGAUGAGUUCUUGUUUAACUUUACUCACAACAAGGUGGUUGAUUGGUUAAUCCCCGGCAUCCCCCCAACCCACCGCAAGGUAAGCAUCCCGUUCACGAGCAUCGUCAACAUCCGCGGCGAUAGGCUAUACCAUGAGCACAUUGCUUGGGACCAGGGGACCGUCCUCAGACAGCUAGGAUUGUUGCCCGAGUACCUACCAUUUCCGUAUGCGUUGCCGGGUGGACGACAACCGGGAGAGGGAGGAAAGAAGUUCGAAUAUCGUGUCCCGGUGGCCGGGGUGGAGACGGCGAAGAAGUUGGUGGAUGAAAAUGCGGUCGAGUCGAAUGAGAUGCUUGGAUAUGGGGUUCGAGAGGUGCCGGGUGAGUGA